CCUGGUCAGGGUGACGCGCCGCCACGUCAUUCGCAGGACCGUCGCGCACGCCGCUUCUUAGGACCCCGGAGUCAGGCGCGCCUUCACAUUAGGCCCUGGAGUGUAGCGCGCUCCCGCACCACAACACCCUGGGGUGUAGCGCGCCCCCCUACACUAAUAUCUAUAGGCGGCGUGCCCGCGCAGUGAGACUGCUUCCGGGAUGUCUGAGGAGACCAGAAAGAAUAAGCUGGCAUCGGCCAAGAAAAAGCUGAAAGAAUUUCAGCAAAAAUCAACCCCUCCGGCACCCACUGGGGAGAAGAAGAAAAAAAAAUUAAAGGAGUCAAACAGCCAUACUGGGACCCCAAACAGACUGUCCCCGGACCCUAUCCAGGCCUUUCUGAAGGGGCUGGUGUCAGAUCUUCAUAAAUCUAAUGGGGUAUCUAUUCCCUCACUGGGCCCAAUGAAGGUCCUUUUGGAAAGUGAUUUAUCCUCUCGGGAUGCUGAAAUACUUGAGGAUGACAGCACAGAGUGCUCUAAAACGCCCACCCAACCUGAGUUUGAUAACCCACUGCCCCAGCCAACUGAAAUUGAUGGUAUAAAGAUGCCUCCGGAUGGAAAUGGGUCUCUCUCGUCAACAGACAGUUUGAGGCAGCUGUCAGAAAAACUGAAUGGCCUGAUGUCUCAGUCUAAUACCUAUAUGAAUGGGGAAAGCAUCAUCCCACCCAACAACUCAGAAACGGAGUCGCACAUCCAGGAGAUGGCUUCUUCCCUGACGUCCACUAGACAGACAAACAAACUGCUUAGUUCAAAGAUAGAGGAACUGGAACAACAGAAAAAGGAGUUUACGGAUCAAAUUGAAAAGCAAAAACAGAUGUUUGAGCAGAAGCUUUCGAAGGAGCAGGGGUCCUUGAGAGAGCAACUGCAGGUUCAUAUACAGACAAUCGGAAUUCUUGUGUCUGAAAAGUCUGAGUUACAAACGGCUCUGUCAUUCACCCAGCAAGCAGCUCGUCAGAAAGGAGCGGAGGCGGAAGAUCUUUCCAUGCGUCUACAGAGCAAGAACCAGAGGGUUACGGAGCUUGAACGCACACUUUCCUCGUUAUCGGCACAACAAAAACAGGCAGAAAAGCUAAAUAAAGAACUGGAGAAGCAGCGAGACAACCUUCGACUUGAGUCCUUAAAAAACAGUAAAGACAAUGAAGAGGUGAAGCAACAAAACUCAGAGCUGUCUGAAAGACUGAAUGUGUUACUGUCAGAGAACGCAAACAUGCGGCUGGAAGUAGGAGACUUGCACAAGAAGCUGGAGAUGGCUGACCUCAUGAUCCAACAGUUUUCCAGCCAACCGGGAGCGACAGAUGUAAACCACCAGCUUCAGAUGGUUGUGGAAGAGCGAGAUCAGUUGGGCCAAGAGCUUGCGCAGAUCCAGACACUUGAGCAAGAGAGAUCAGCAGCGCGCGCACAGGUGGAGCAGCUGGAGACCAGACUUACGGAAGUACUGCUGGCCUCCGCGGCUGAACCAACAGAUACAGAGCCAGUGGCCCCUGCAGGCCCCUCUGAGAUGGAGCUGACUUUGCAAGCAGAGGUGGAGAAGCUGACGCAGGACCUUAGGGACUUACAAUCCAGAUAUCAGUCAUUAGUUCAGGACAACAGCCAGCUGAGCCGACUGAACCAGGAGCAGGAAGAGAGGCUUCAAGAGCUGGAGAGCACCAUUCAGCGGCAGAACGAGGACACUGUAGACAAGCAACAGAUCCUGGAGAACAUGCAGAGUGACAAAGUGACUAUCAGCAGAGCACUCACCCAGAACCGGCAGCUGAAGGAGCAGAUCGCAGAACUUCAAAAUGGAUUUGUCAAACUGACUAACGAGAAAUUGGAUAUGACAAAUGAGCUUCAGACUGAGCAACAUGUGAAGAGCGAGUUGGCGAAGAAGCUAGGAGAGCUACAGGAGAGGCUGUCUGAUUUCAAAGAGCAGCUGGCUGCUAAGGAAGAGCAAGCGCUGCUGCUUCAGACCCAGCGAGACGAGAUCUCUGCUCACCUCCAGCAGUACAGCGCUGCGUACCAGCACAUCUCCAUAGAGAAGGAGGAAAUACAGAAGCAAUAUCUCCUGCAAGCUCAGAUGAUGGACAGAUUGCAGCAUGAGGAGGUGCAGGGGAAGGUUAACGCAGAGAUGCACCUGAAGGAGCUGCAGAAAAGCAUGGAGACUACAGAGCUUCUCACUAGGGAAAAUCAGGAACUGAGGGUUCUGGUAUCGCAGAUAAGAAGCGAUCCUAACAGUGCGUUAAACAGAAUAGAAGGUAAUGGGGUGGAAAGUAGCAUGUCUGAAAAUACUAUUGAGAAGACCACAUCGCUUGUCCCAGAUGGCUUCACCAGUAGGAUAGAGAUGGAGGGGCAACAGAGGUCGCAUGCCGUUCGAUCAUAUAAUGCUGCAGAUCUUGGUGAGGGCAACGUACCGCGGGAGGUGUAUGAUGCUUUGCAGAGUGCUAUGGAGAAGCUGCAGCGACGCUUUACAGAGCUGAUGCAGGAGCGAGUGGAGCUUAAGGAGCGCGUUGAGGAACUGGAGUGUCGCUGUAUCCAGCUGUCAGGAGAGACUGACACUAUUGGAGAGUACAUAACGCUGUACCAGAGACAAAGGGCGAUCCUGAAGCAGCGUCACACGGAGAAGGAGGAGUAUAUAAGCCGGCUAGCUCAGGACAAAGAGGAGAUGAAGUCAAAGCUGCUGGAACUUCAGAGCUUGGUCAUGAGACUGGUGGCAGAGAGAAACCAGUUGUACGGGAGGUACGCCCAAGCCACAAACCGGCCCAAAGAAGUAGGCACAGAAUCUUCUAAAGAGGUCCCAAUGGAGCUUGGAGCAUCAGAAAAUGGAGGCCUGGAAGAAAUCAGCUUAGCCGAAGAUACUGAAGAGGACAAAAAUAAGAUGACAUCUCAUGCCAUCCCCUUGCAAAAAGCAAACCCAGAAGAUCCCACAGCUGAGCAGAUCAUGCAGCUUUUACGUGAGAUCCAGAACCCACAGGAACGGCCAGGAUCCCAUCUUCACAAUCCAAGCAUUCCCUUUUUCUAUAGGCCUGAUGAUAAUGGGGAGAUCCGGAUACUAGUGGUCUGAGGGAGAAAUUUAGGGUGGUCUUGCUGCUUCCACAAACCAUCUCCUGUACCACCCUACCUUCUGCCUCCUGUGGACUGGGGGGGACAAUUGUUAGGGCUGCAACUGUUUAGUGCAUUAUUAGAAGAAUAAUCUUUCCUCGUCUGGCAUUCAGAGGAGCAAUCGUCAUUAGCUGUAGAGUGAGGGAUUCUUAGCUAACCAUACUUGUUACUGUGGGUGAGUAACCCACUCUAAUGCACUAGUGGGUUAACCAGUUCAGUAGGGAGUUCAGUUACCUCUCACCAGUAAUAAACUGGUGCUCAGUUGAUGGCCAAUAGGGUUAGGGCAAUGAGUCAUGGCCUAUAAUGUCUGGUGUCUGCUUUUAUUCAACACUAAUAUAUUACAUGACUGCAGCACAGAUCUUAUAGGUUUGAUAGUAUUACGGGCGCUUUAUUCUGUUAUUGGAAACAGUGGGCUACACUUUAGGGGUUUGAAGUAUUUAGUGUUGUUGCUUGAAAUCAUACAGGUGGUAUAAGGGGUGUCUGCUCUUAAGAGUUUCUCUCACGUAAUUGCACUGUUGUGACCAUCAAAGAUGGGUUUUUCUGUGCUCCCCACAGCCUUAAAAAAAGAUGUAUGUGUAUGUGUAUAUAUAUAUAUAUAUAUAUAUAUAUAUAUAUAUAUAUAUAUAUAUAUAUAUAUAUAUAUGUGUGUAUAUAUGUAUGUAUAUAUAUACACACACACAUGUAUAUGUGUGUUUUUUCCACUUGAGAGAAAUAAGGCAGAACAGAUUGUUUUUUUUAUGAGUAACCCCUAUAGAUUAUGAGAGGGCAGUCCACACCAUCUGUUCAUGGUCAGAUGCUCCCACAGCAGGUUUUUACAGUUUUAAAUGAAGGGUACAGUAAACCUUGUGACUUUCUAGUAUAGUUUUAAGCAAUUCAUUUUAAUGCACAAUUUGUUAUGUUUUGCAUCAUCUCUGAACCAAUUUCUUCAAAUGAUUACUCAUUUCUGAAACAGUAAAUUAAAGUUACAGCAGUCCAGUAAACAUCUAAGCCAAAGUCUUUAAAGACAAGAGACUUGAAUAAAUUGACAUAUGACAUUGUGAUGAGUCAAUGACAGACCAUCAAGUAACAAAUGACAGUUACAGAUAAGGGGCAGGGAACACCGGUGAGAAUUUUGCUUACAGGUGUGAAACUGUUACUGUUCUGCAAGGACAGCAGUGUUUUGCCUAACUUGCCAACAGUCUAACCCUCUUCAGAUUAUUCAAAAGCUAACACCAUAUCUUUCUACGCAUUGUGUCUUGGCUAGAGUUAAGAACUGGAAGCCAGAUGGAGAAACACAAAUUCCUAGCCACAUUCUGCCUUUGUUUAUUGGAUAAAACUGUUUACAUGUGGUGUUAUAGUAAGUAUGAAAAAAGAGCAAGUGAAAAUGUUUUUAACUGAACAGCUUAGCAGGCUGGUUACAGAAUGACACUCACAGUGACGGGAGACACACUGCGUACAGCUUACAUGUAAGGCUAGACCAUUAUCAACACAUCUGCACACAAGCCAAUAUCAUUCAGAAUUUAUGGUUUAAAUGGGGGCGGCACAUAUUUUGCAGCGUUAUUUAUAUUUUGAAUCUCCAGAGUAAGAAUGGAUUUGCACAGCCGUGCUCAUAAUUGCUUGACAUUACUAAUUAUAUUAAUAGACUGACUAUGGCGGUAAACGCUAGUCGGCAAAUGGCAAUUCAGUGGUGAGAGGUGGAACGUGAUCCCGGAAUGUGAUAAUUGACAGCUGAAGACAUCGCUCUCAUUUCCUCUUAAUUCUCGGAUUCCCUGGAUCUCCCCCAAAGAUGGAACCAGAAGUGUUUUCUGUACAUAGUGUAUGUGUGUAACAUUUUGUAUAUUCCUGGAAUAGAUUCUGGAUCCCGCAACAUUUUCAGCUGCAGGGUUAUUGUAAUUUGUACUAUAAAAUGAUGGGCUUCCAUAGAAGCAGGACUGUCAUCUGAUUGAAGGGUAAUUAAUUGGGGAUGAUAUAAUUUAUUGGGUGUUACAUCACAGGUCAGGGGAGCUACACUUUCUAUUUUGUUGCUGAAAUGAUUUAAUAUUGAUGGAAAUGUUAUUUCUGAAUAAAUAUAUUCAGCAAAUCA
Bombina bombina (fire-bellied toad) is the source of this 5173-nucleotide messenger RNA. It is a transcript of the gene GOLGA2, whose product is annotated as golgin A2. NCBI's taxonomy places the organism in Eukaryota, Metazoa, Chordata, Amphibia, Anura, Bombinatoridae. Gene Ontology annotation, molecular function: protein binding. The record is from RefSeq and is a predicted model, not a curated record. The coding region runs from base 200 to 3073 and encodes 957 amino acids. The transcript has 27 exons. Gene Ontology annotation, biological process: Golgi organization. Gene Ontology annotation, cellular component: Golgi cisterna membrane; Golgi apparatus; cis-Golgi network.